Messenger RNA from Juglans microcarpa x Juglans regia, 1379 nucleotides. Its product is annotated as E3 ubiquitin-protein ligase DIS1-like. Gene Ontology annotation, molecular function: ubiquitin protein ligase activity; zinc ion binding; protein binding. Gene Ontology annotation, cellular component: cytoplasm. Lineage: Eukaryota; Viridiplantae; Streptophyta; Magnoliopsida; Fagales; Juglandaceae. Gene Ontology annotation, biological process: multicellular organism development; ubiquitin-dependent protein catabolic process. The record is from RefSeq and is a predicted model, not a curated record. Bases 282 to 1199 code for a protein of 305 amino acids. The transcript is spliced from 4 exons.
UUCCUUUUUGUAUUUUCUCGAGAAAUUUCUCUCUCCUAACACCCAUUCUCCGCUCCUCUCUCUCGCUCUCUCAACGGCUUUAAUUUGAAAUUCUUGGACGCCCAGUUCGUGUAUCCUUUGAUUCCUUUUAUUUUAGUAAUUAAGCUAAACCGUACAAUCAAUACUUCCAAUCCGGCCACCCACCAAAUCUCUGUCUUUGUGCGUGUGCGCUAUCUGCAAUGGGUCUUGGUUCGAUCUGAGCUUCUAGAUUUAUUCCUAGACUAAGCCGCCCUACUACUGGAAUGGCAUCUGGGAAUCCAUUUUUUGAUGAUAUGCGGAGCAAACCUGAGGUUAUCGAUCCUCCUCAAAGCGAAGACAUGAUGGAUGCCGGUGAGAAUGUGAAUGACCCUGCUUCAAAUGCUCUAAAACCUACUGUGACUGUUUCUAGCAGUGUACGUGAGCUGUUGGAGUGCCCUGUGUGCUUAAAUGCCAUGUACCCUCCUAUUCAUCAAUGUUCAAAUGGUCAUACAUUGUGUUCUGGUUGCAAGCCCAGAGUGCACAACCGGUGCCCUACUUGUAGGCAUGAACUUGGCAAUAUAAGAUGUCUUGCAUUGGAGAAGGUUGCCGCUUCUUUGGAACUUCCAUGUAAAUAUCAGAGUUUUGGGUGCAUGGGCAUCUACCCAUAUUACAGCAAACUUAAACAUGAAUCUCAAUGCACCUAUAGACCCUACAAUUGUCCCUAUGCUGGAUCAGAAUGCACUGUCAUUGGUGACAUUCCUUCUUUGGUAGCCCACUUGAAAGAUGAUCACAAAGUUGACAUGCACAGUGGCAGCACUUUCAACCAUCGCUACGUCAAAUCAAAUCCACAAGAAGUUGAAAAUGCCACAUGGAUGCUGACGGUCUUCAGUUGCUAUGGCCAGUACUUUUGUCUGCAUUUUGAAGCUUUCCAGCUCGGGAUGGCUCCAGUCUACAUAGCAUUCUUGCGAUUUAUGGGUGAUGAUAAUGAGGCGAAGAGCUACAGCUACAGCUUAGAGGUUGGUGGAAAUGGAAGGAAGAUGAUUUGGCAGGGUGUACCUAGAAGCAUUAGAGACAGCCAUAGGAAGGUUCGCGACAGUUUUGAUGGUCUCAUAAUCCAACGGAACAUGGCUCUCUUCUUCUCCGGAGUAGACAGGAAGGAAUUGAAGCUUAGGGUAACUGGUAGGAUUUGGAAAGAGCAGUGAUCAUCUCCUUUCCCUUACAUCAUCUAUCUUACCCCUUAGUAGUAAGUCGGUCAGUGCGUUACUAACGCCGUGUGUCUCCUGGUCAUGUAUUUUUUUGUCUCCGGAAUUUAGGAGGCAAACUCUCUUUGCUUGUCCAUUGCAUUAAAUACAUGAGUGGGAAGGCACACCUAUUAUCUAUAA